AUGUCCCAGGGUGCCUACUUCAAAGAAUCAGCUGAGAGCAUUGGAAGGAACAAGAGGAAUGAGCAAAGACAUGGUUUCAGGUUUGCAAUCGAGGCUGGGACACAUGUAACACUGAGGAACUGCUCCAAUGUCGAUGUGUAUUCGGUAUUUCCAGACUCUCAGUUGAAAAAGAUUGGAAUCAAACAUCCAAAGCCCUAUCCCUUUCUAGGCAACCUACUGCUCUAUAAAAAGCUAAAUGCUGAGCCUGAAAUGCUGAAGCAGUUUCUUGUGAAGGACUUCAACAGGUUUUACAACAGAAUGGUAGGAACUGAACCCAUCUUCCCCUUCACUGGAGAAGAUGAGAGAGAUGAAUGCAGAGGUCUGGAAGUUGAAAUCAGUGGUUUACUGCUGACUUGUUUUGAUGUGAGGUUGCUUGUGGAGUUUGAUGUGAGGUUGCUUGUGGAGUUUGAAGUAGAUACUUGGGCAAAGACGCUCCACACUCGCUUUGUGGACUUGCUGAAGAAUCCUGUCAUGUUAGAGGAGGUGCAACAGAUCUUUUCCCAUUGGUUUGAAUGUAAGAUUCCCCUGGAUUAUAAUGUCAGUUUGGCCUUUUUUCCUGAUGGGACCCUAGAUAAGGUGAACAAGUUUUUCUUCCGAGUGAAUAAAGAUAUUAUAAAGCAAAGGGAACAGCGACCUGUGGACCAGAGGCAAAGAGAUUUCCUGCAGCUUCUGUUAGAUUCGCCGAUUUCCACUGAUUAUGCCACUACGGAAGAGUUUGACCUUGCCAAUUCCGAUGAUCAGCCCGAGGAAUCAGCUGGGGCACUGAAUGCAAAACAUGCAGCCAUGGCAAAUUCGUCCAUUGUCCAAAAGAAGAUCCUCACUCUUGAUAAAAUCGUGGGGCAGAGGUUCAUUUUCUUUGCAGCAGGAUUUGAAACCACCAGCAGUACUCUGGGCUUCACUUCUUACCCACUUGCCAUCCACCCUGAGAUCCACGACUUGCUGCUGAAAGAACUGGACAAAUUCUACAAGUCUCAUUCAAAUAAAGACAGUUUAUUGAAUGGGCAAUUUAUUCUAAGUGGCAUGACUAUAGAGGUUCCCAUCGCCAACCUUCACCUUGACUCCAGAUGCUGGCCUGAAUUGGAGAAACUUAAACCCGAGAGAUUCAGUCCGGAAAUGAAAGCAGAAUGCCAUCCUUUUGAGUAUUUGCCCUUUGGAGCAGGACUCAGAAACUGCAUUGGGUGAAAGCUUGUGCUUUUGGAAGUCAAAAGAUUGUCCUCGUGCAGAUUCUGUUAA
This is a messenger RNA of Pristis pectinata (smalltooth sawfish), 1272 nucleotides long. RefSeq names its product thromboxane-A synthase-like. The transcript has 9 exons. Gene Ontology annotation, molecular function: oxidoreductase activity, acting on paired donors, with incorporation or reduction of molecular oxygen; iron ion binding; steroid hydroxylase activity. Lineage: Eukaryota; Metazoa; Chordata; Chondrichthyes; Rhinopristiformes; Pristidae. The record is from RefSeq and is a predicted model, not a curated record.